AGUCGCUCCCCGCUCGCCAAGGAGAACGCGUGUGUGAUGAAUUAGUGUACACGUACGCCGAUAUUAUUGUUUCAAACAAUCGCUCAGCUGAUCAGUGACAAAUACAACUUUACAUAGUGACUAAUUUAAACAAUACACCCGCAAUAACGAAUCUCAUUACCAAUAGUGAUUGACGUAAACCAGACCAGACGACUAUAUCGAAAAUAUCUCGAGUCGAAUGUAAAAAUAUACGCGUCACAGAGAACCGUUCUGCCGCGUGUGACUGAUCGAUAUUUUAAUGAUAACAUGGUUUCAAUUAUGUGUUGUUUUAGAAGACGGUGAGAUAUAGUGGCCAGUUUGUUAAAGUGUGUGUCUUCGUCCUGUAUUUGGAAAACGAUGCGGUAGUGCGGUAAGCGGGCAGCAUGUGGGUGCUGGCGACGCUGGUGGUGACAGCGGCGGCGUGGUCCCGCGCGCUGGCGGGCCAGCCGCGCUGCGAGGAAAUCACCAUUCCGAUGUGUCGCGGCAUUGCCUACAACAUGACUUCCUUCCCCAACGCGCUCGACCACGACACGCAAGAGGAGGCCGGCCUAGAGGUGCACCAGUACUGGCCUCUCGUCGAGAUAAAGUGUUCGGCCGACCUCAAGUUCUUCCUGUGUUCCGUGUACACUCCAAUUUGCAUCGAGGAGUACGAGGAGCCUCUACCGGCGUGUCGGAGCGUGUGCGAGCGAGCGCGGGCCGGAUGCGCGCCGCUCAUGCAGAAGUACGGGUUCCAGUGGCCGGAACGCAUGGCCUGCGAGCGCUUGCCUCGAUUCGGGGACCCGAGCCGCCUGUGUAUGGAAGAACCGGACAGGGAACAGGAGCCGGAGCCGCCGCGUCCUCCCCGCCGGCCCCACCAACGUUGCAAAGAUCCAAAAAACUGCGAGGGCGGCGCUGCCGGCGCAAGCGCAAACGGGGGCGGGGCGCCGAGCAGCGCGGACGCGGGCGCGGGCGCGGGCGGGGGAGCGACGCCGGCCGAGUGCGGCGAGUGCACGUGCCGCCCGCCGCUGGUGCCGCGCCCGCGCCCCAACGUCAGCACGCCGCUGCUGCCGCCCGCGUGCGCGCUGCCGUGCCGCGGCGCGUUCUUCACUCGCGAGGAGAAGGACUUCGCCGCCGUGUGGGUCGCGCUCUGGUCCGGCCUCUGCGCCGCCUCCACGCUCAUGACGCUCACCACCUUCCUCAUAGACUCGCAGCGGUUCAAGUACCCGGAGCGCCCGAUCGUCUACCUGUCCGCCUGCUACUUCAUGGUGGCGAUCGGCUACAUGACGCGCCUGGCGCUCGGCCACGAAGAAGUCGCGUGUGAAGGUCCUCUGCUCCGCACCUCCGCGAACGGCCCGAGCGCGUGCACCCUCGUGUUCAUCCUGGUCUAUUUCUUCGGGAUGGCGUCGUCAAUAUGGUGGGUGGUGCUGUCGUUCGCUUGGUUCCUCGCCGCGGGGCUGAAGUGGGGCAACGAGGCGAUCGCGGGGCACGCGCAGUACUACCACCUGGCCGCGUGGCUGGUGCCGGCCGCGAAGACUGUGGCGGUGUUACUGGCGGGCGCGGUGGACGGCGACCCGGUGGCGGGCGUGUGCUACGUGGGCAACACCGACCCCGACAACCUCAAACGAUACGUGCUCGCGCCGCUCGUCGUCUACUUCGCUUUAGGGGCGACGUUCCUGCUCGCCGGGUUCGUGUCGCUGUUCCGCAUCCGGUCGGUGAUCAAGCGGCAGGGCGGCAUCGGCGCCGGCUCGAAGGCGGACAAGCUGGAGAAGCUGAUGAUCCGCAUCGGAGUGUUCAGCGUUUUAUACGCGGUGCCAGCGGGGGUCGUGAUCGGGUGUUUGGCGUACGAGGCAGGAGGGAGGGAGGAAUGGCUGCGGCGGGUUGCGUGCGGGGCGGAGUGCGGGGGGCGACCGCUGUACUCGGCGCUGAUGCUGAAGUACUUCAUGGCGCUGGCGGUGGGCAUCACGUCGGGCGUGUGGAUCUGGUCGGGCAAGACGCUGGACUCGUGGCGCCGCGUGUGGAGGGGAGCGCAGCCCCCGCCCCCGGCACAACGAGCCCUAGUCAAGGGUGCCGUGUGACCCGCGCCCCCCGCGCCCCCCGCGCCCCUGCCCGCGCCCCCGCCUGCGUCUGUGCCCCCGUCAGCCCCCGGAGUCGCCUCGUCUGCGAGAUCUGCCCCGCCGCUCUCCGACUACGGACCUGUCUAACAAAGCGAUGAGUGCCUGAGGAAUCCGCGACCCGAGUGAUUUUCCUACGUAACAAUGACCGCGCCUCUGUAUAAAUGUUGGCGGUUUCCUGUGAAACUUCAGCGAUUCGUAGAGGAGGAAGAGGGGAAGGCUCAAUAAACGCCUAUGCAACCGGUUAGAAUGUAAAACGUGUGUUUCUAUGGGGCGAUGGCGUGCCCCGAAAUUUCGAAAAAGACUACGAGAAAAUAUAUAAAAUGUGUCUCGUGAGUAUAGGCGACGUCUUUUUAAUUCGGCACGCUCCUGCUGAACUGAUGCCCCAAGUGAUGAGAGAAUGUUGAAAUUAUCGUUUUCGUGGAUUAUUUGUACGUUGGCCUCGUACCCAGUGAGCUCGGAAGCUAAUAGUGAAGACGUGACUACAACCUGAUUGUGAGCUAUUUCAAUAGAACUGUGAACGAAACGCCGCGAACCCUCUAGUCCUAGCGUAUACCGCGGCCCCCCAUAUACGUAACUAGUGUAUAAGAAAAAUGACUAUUCGUCGACUGUCGUUUAUAUUAUUGUCAUCAAAGAAUUACAAUACACACCUCGGUAUAGGGUGUCACUGACCUGACGACGUAGCUAUUCUCUAACUCGACGUUGUGUGCAUCGACGAGAUUGCCUUCGAAAUCGAUUUCUUGCCACGUACUCUGUUUUUUUUACUUUGUCAUCGACCUUUCGGUUGUUAAAGUCUCGUCUUUGAGCACAGUAUUGUUUUAUGUAUAUGACUAGCUAAUGUCAGUGACAUAAUGUACCGAUGUUCGUAUAGUGUAAAUAAUGUAACGAAAUCGCUCGGACUCGCUGCUAUCGAUUCGAACGAAUCUAACCGGCGUCGAUUCCGUCGAGUCCAAAUGAGUUCGAACCAAAUAAUAGUGUGAAAUAUUAGCAGUGAUGAACACUGGACGUACGAUUUUGAUACUGUGAUUCGUAUAUAACCUGUAUAUCGACUACUUAAGCAGAAAAAUUGUAAAUAGCGCCAUCUAUUGUUAUUAUAGUACAAGUCUCAAUGAUUUCUCCGAGUAGCAUUAUUGACAGCAGCCUAACUGAUGAAUCGAUAAUAAUUAUGAUGUUAAACAAAAUAAUUGUCAGUUUAAGCAACAGAAUAGUUGAAAUAUGGGAUAUCAGUUUAAAUCUAUUCUUAAUUACGUGUAAAUCAGAGAAAUCUUUGUGUGAAUCUUUAUAACGUAAUUGUCAAUUUGUAGUCACACAAACAAUUUUCUGAUUUGCGUUGAUGUUACUCCGUAAAUGGUUCCCAUUAUGAUUAAACAAUAAAAAUGUACAAACAUCCAGAAGAAACUUAUGAUAAUGCCUGCCAGUUAAUUCACUGCCAUGUAAUUUUUUUAUACAGAAUAUUAGUAAGGCAUUUUCCAAAUUGAUAUUAUAUUAUAAAUGUGUGUACUGCUGAUGUAUUUAAUAGGCUAAUGAAAGUAAGGAUCUCGAGAAAUAACUAGGAUUUCUAUAAGGGGGCGUCUAUAAAUUACGUGAGAUGUUUAAGGGGGGGAGGGGGUCGAGUCAAAUCUCAUCUAAUCUUACGUUGGAGAGAGGGGGGGUCGAGUCAAAUAUCACGCAAUUUUUUUUCUGAUUGAAACAAAAAAAAUAUACUAUUUUGGUCCAUUUAAUCCAGAUUGUACAUGCUUAAAAUUUAAUCUUAAGCGUAAUCGUAAUACGAUUUCUUAAUCAUUCACUAUUUCGUUCAAAAGAAAUAACUCUCAGCAAUAUUGAUUACUAGUCUUAACUAGUCGUAAAUAAAAGCACGAAGCAUUUUUUUUCUUUUAACAAUUACAAUCCAACGCAUUUAAGUAAGAAACCCACAUUUUGAAAAAUCUCACGUGAGAUUGGGGGAUGGGGGAGGGGGUUGAAAAAAAUCUCAC
Chilo suppressalis (striped riceborer) is the source of this 4081-nucleotide messenger RNA. NCBI's taxonomy places the organism in Eukaryota, Metazoa, Arthropoda, Insecta, Lepidoptera, Crambidae. The record is from the annotation of a GenBank genome assembly.